AUGCCCUACCUGUACCAGGACUCGAAACCGAGGCCACCCAUGCCGCCCAGGACAGCGCGUGCCACCCACAGCUCAGGGAAAGCCUAUGAGGAGUUGAAGCAGGAGUGUCUGUGCAGGGGGGUCCUCUUUGAGGACCCUGACUUUCCUGCCUGCAACUCCUCCCUCUUCUUCAGUGAAAAGCCACCUAUUCCCUUCAUCUGGAAGAGGCCCAGGGACAUUGUCAAAGACCCCAAGUUUAUUGUUGGAGGAGCCACAAGAACUGACAUUUGCCAAGGGGAUCUUGGUGACUGCUGGCUAUUAGCAGCCAUAGCUUCUCUCACACUGAAUGAAAAAACACUAGCAAGAGUGGUGCCACUGGAUCAAAAUUUUGGGCCAGAUUAUGCUGGAAUAUUUCAUUUCCAGUUUUGGCAGCACAACGAGUGGCUGGAUGUCAUGAUUGAUGACAGAUUACCCACGUUCAAGGACCGGUUGGUUUUCCUGCACUCAGCUGAGCACAACGAAUUUUGGAGUGCCUUACUAGAGAAAGCCUAUGCCAAGCUGAACGGCAGCUACGAGGCUCUGAAGGGAGGCAGCACAAUAGAAGCCAUGGAGGAUUUCACUGGGGGUGUAGGAGAAAUGUAUGAGGUUAAAAAGGCUCCUGACAAUUUCUAUGAAAUCCUAGAGAAAGCUCUGAAAAGAUGCUCAAUGGUGGGCUGCUCUAUCGAUACCAGCAGUGCUGCUGAGUCAGAAGCCAAAACCCCCUUCGGUCUUAUAAAGGGCCAUGCUUACUCGGUGACUGGCAUCGAUGAGGUGAGCUAUCGGGGCCGGCAAGUGCAGCUUAUAAGGAUAAGGAACCCCUGGGGACAGGUCGAGUGGAAUGGCCCUUGGAGCGACAACUCUCUGGAAUGGCGUUCGGUAAGCCCAUCAGAGCAGAGGCGCUUAUCUCAAGCAGCGCAGGAUGAUGGAGAGUUCUGGAUGAAAUUUGAAGACUUCAAAGUGCAUUUUGAUAAAGUUGAGAUCUGCAACCUCACUCCAGAUGCCCUGGAAGACAGCACUGCCCACAAGUGGGAGGUGACCAUCCACCAGGGCAGCUGGGUCCGGGGAGCCACCGCAGGAGGAUGUAGAAAUUUUCUAGAGACUUUCUGGACAAAUCCACAAAUCAAGCUACAUUUGACAGAGAAAGAUGAUGGACAAGAUGACUGCACGUUCAUAGCAGCUCUGAUGCAAAAGGAUCGCCGCAAGCUCAAGAGGCUUGGCGCUGAAAUGCUAACCAUCGGCUACUCUAUUUAUGAGAGCCCCAGCAGAGAUGGACACUUGGGCAAAGACUUCUUCAGGUACCACCCCUCCAAAGCCAGGAGCAAAACCUACAUCAAUUUAAGGGAAGUAUCUAACCGAUUCAAGCUGCCACCGGGUGAUUACAUUAUUGUUCCAACCACAUUUGAGCCACACCAGGAGGCAGAUUUCUGCCUGAGAAUUUUCUCUGAGAAGAAGGCCAUCACUGAGGAUCUAGAUGAAAACGUUGCCAUUGAUCUCCCUGAGCCUAUAAACCCAACCCCACAAGAAACUGAAGAAGAAAAGCAGUUCCGGGCACUGUUUGAGCAGAUUUCAGGAAAGGACAUGGAGGUAUCUGCAGAAGAACUCCAAUAUGUUCUGAAUGCUGUAUUACAAAGAGCAAAGAAUAUCAAAUUCAAGAACUUAAGUCUCAUUUCAUGCCGAAAUAUAGUUUCUCUUAUGGAUACUAGUGGCAAUGGGAAACUGGAAUUUAGCGAAUUCAAAGUUUUCUGGGAAAAACUGAAGAAAUGGAUAAAUAUCUUUCUUCAGUUUGACUUUGAUAAAUCUGGCUCCAUGUCUUCCUAUGAGCUUCGCAGUGCUCUUAAAGCUGCAGGAUACCAACUCAACAAUUAUCUGCUGCAACUGAUUGUCCUCCGCUACUCUGAUGAGCAGUUCCAGAUUGAAUAUGAUGAUUUUCUGAACUGCUUAAUUCGCUUAGAGAACGCAAGUCGAGUAUUCCAAGCACUGAGUGUGAAAAACAAUGAGUUCAUUAACCUGAAUAUAGGCGAGUUUAUCAACCUGGCAAUGAACAUCUGA
Dryobates pubescens (Downy woodpecker) is the source of this 2067-nucleotide messenger RNA. It is a transcript of the gene CAPN9, whose product is annotated as calpain 9. Gene Ontology annotation, cellular component: cytoplasm. Bases 1 to 2067 code for a protein of 688 amino acids. The transcript is spliced from 20 exons. Gene Ontology annotation, biological process: proteolysis. Lineage: Eukaryota; Metazoa; Chordata; Aves; Piciformes; Picidae. The record is from RefSeq and is a predicted model, not a curated record. Gene Ontology annotation, molecular function: calcium-dependent cysteine-type endopeptidase activity; calcium ion binding.